Acanthosepion pharaonis is the source of this 1137-nucleotide messenger RNA. The record is from the annotation of a GenBank genome assembly. Lineage: Eukaryota; Metazoa; Mollusca; Cephalopoda; Sepiida; Sepiidae.
AUGGAUGAAAGCCCUAAUGGAUUUUUGGCAAAACAACAUCGUUUAUCAGAUUUGAUUCUUUCUUUCUUUUUCAAUUUGUCUACAUUGACUUCAAUUUUUUCUUUCUUUCUUUCUUUCUUUCUUUCUUUCUUUCUUUCUUUCUUUCUUUACUUUUACCUUCUUUCUUUUCUAGGUUCAUUGAGUCGUCCCUUCAGCUUUCUUUCUUUCUUUCUUUCUUUCUUUCUUUUAUUUUUUCUUUCUUUCUUUCUUUCUUUCUUUCUUUCUUUCUUUUAUUCUUUCUUUUUUUGUUUAUUUGUAUGGUUCUUUCUUUCAUUCAUUUCCACUCUGCGUUCACUGGUUCGUCCCUUUAGCUGUUUUUCUUUCCUUCUUUCUUUCUUUCUUUCUUUCUUUCGUUCUUUCUUUUUUUCUUUAUCGGUAUGUUUCUUUCUUUCAUUCAUUUCCAGUUUGUGUCUAUUGACUCGUCCCUUCAGAAUUCUUUCUUUCUUUCUUUCUUUCUUAAUUUGUAUGAAACUUUCUUUCUUUCUUUCUUUUUUUUUUUUUUUUACACAUUCAUUUUCUCUCUUUUUAUCAACGUUUAUUUUUCUCCCUCAUUUUUCAGUUCUUUCUUAUUGUCGCACUUUCUUUCUUAUUGUGUAUGUUUUUCUUUCUUUUUCUCUUAAUUUUCGAAGUCCUUUCUUUCAGGCUUUCUUUCAUAAGGCCGUGAUUUCUUUCUCUCUUUUUGUCCUUCCUUUCUUUCUUAUUUUUAUAAUUGUUGCUUUUUCUGGCAAUUCCAUUCUUUCUUCCUUUCAUGAUCUUUUCUUUACUGUUGUAAUGUUUUCUGUCUUCUUUUUUUCUUUCUUUCUUUCUUUCUUUCUUCCUUUCUCUGUUUUCGAGGCACUUUCUUAUUUACUUCUUUCUUUCGUGCUUUCUUUCUCCCUUCCUAAUUUUAUUUCUUUCUUUGUUUUCUUUUUUACUUUCUGCGGUUUUCCUUUUCCAUUUGGUAGUUCUUUCUUUCUAUCAUUUUCUGGCAUUUCUUUCUUUCUUUCUUUCUUUCUUUUCUCAAAGCGGCCUUUCUUUAGAAUCUCAUUAUCUUUCUCGUACCGUUUUCUUUUCCAUCUUGCAUUUAUUCACUUUCCUCUUUUGCUAUCCAUUCCGUGA